AUGAAUACUUAUAGGGGAUUGUUAGGGUUUUUCCGUGAAGAAGAGAGAGAGGAGCGUGGACAAAAGGGAGUGGAGCGCAGAGGCAUGGGAAACAAAGGAAGGUGGAAGGGGCAGAAGCGGCAGAGGCAACGUGGGGGAGACGAUGACGAUGAAAGAGAGAAGUGGGGAACGACAAGGGGAUUGUUAGGGUUUUUCCGUGAAGAAGAGAGAGAGGAGCGUGGACAAAAGGGAGUGGAGCGCAGAGGCAUGGGAAACAAAGGAAGGUGGAAGGGGCAGAAGCGGCAGAGGCAACGUGGGGGAGACGAUGACGAUGAAAGAGAGAAGUGGGGAACGACAAGGUGA
This is a messenger RNA of Lycium barbarum (goji berry), 342 nucleotides long. RefSeq lists its product as uncharacterized. The record is from RefSeq and is a predicted model, not a curated record. Bases 1 to 342 code for a protein of 113 amino acids. The transcript is spliced from 2 exons. NCBI's taxonomy places the organism in Eukaryota, Viridiplantae, Streptophyta, Magnoliopsida, Solanales, Solanaceae.